AUGGCGAAGUGCAUUUGGGACUUUGGAGCACGGAUUCAGCUUAAUGAACUUUUCCUGGACCGCGCGAGAAGUCAAUUCGGAGGCGGACUUGGCAUCGUACGCUAUCAGAGAGGAAACAUUUUCGUUGACGCGAAAAGGAAGAGAGCUGGAGAGACCGCUGCAUUUGCGCUUGACGCUGGUUUAGAUAGAAUAGUCGAGAUGAUCGAAGCAUGUUUCGAGAGCACUUUGGUUGGCGGGACGCUGAAGAUCUACAAACGAGUCCAAAAGAAGUUUUUAAAAUUUGCGGCAAAGUUUCGCACUCCCCUGGCUGCGUUGCACAAGCUUCGCAACGUCUUCAUAGCGCACCUGAUCGAGAAGCGCAGGCUCAAAGCCUUGCGCUAUCACGUCGCCGCUCUAUCGCACUUUUCUGGACCGCUUCCGCAAACCGACGAAAAGAUUUUGCGAGCGCUUUUGCGCUCUGCAAGGACCACCCCAGCAGUGAAGCACAGGAAGAAAGUCACGCCGAAAGAUGUGGAUAAGGUCAUAACCAGGGUUGAGCAAGAGAUCACCAUCAUUCCUUUAGCAGAAAACCAGACGGCCCACCUCCUUCAAGGAACGCUAUUAUCCGCAGACUCGCAAAAGUCCUUCGAGAAACCAACCUGUAAAUACGCUCACCUCCCAUUCGUCAGAGGAGGCGCCGCCACACCAGCCAUACGAGCAGGAAUCCAUCCGUCGAAUCUUAUGCGGGCAGGAAGAUGGAGGAUCGCCGAAGCCUUCGCCAACUACAAUUGA
Messenger RNA from Cylicocyclus nassatus, 771 nucleotides. Lineage: Eukaryota; Metazoa; Nematoda; Chromadorea; Rhabditida; Strongylidae. The record is from the annotation of a GenBank genome assembly.